CAAACUUAACUUGAACACGUGAGGAUAUAGAUGGCUAAGCGCGAAGACUUCGUUUGCUUGACUUCAAAAAGUACUCCAAAGCACCACGUCCAAAUUCUUAGUGAUUCAUACUGUUCUGCAUCUCUCACGCAGCUUCUUGUAGGUCAUAUUGCUGCACUCUUUGAGAUUUCUUGAAUUUAGCCAGAAGAAAAUAUUGAUAUGGAG
Messenger RNA from Amoebophrya sp. A120, 204 nucleotides. Lineage: Eukaryota; Dinophyceae; Syndiniales; Amoebophryaceae. The record is from the annotation of a GenBank genome assembly.